UGGUGUAUGACACAAAGCAUCAAGUUUAAUAUUUUCAUGAAUCGGCACAUUUAAGAGGUGGGUGUUUAUACUUGAUUACUGAGAUUGAGGUCCACAAUGGCAUGGACGUUUUCCUUUUCGCAAGGAUUUCGUACGUGGACGCACAGAGUUCUUCGCAUUGGAUUAUGGAUUCCGGUAUAUUUCUUUGUAGACCAUAACUUGUACAGUGUCUCGUCUGUUAAAGGAAGAUCAAUGAAACCCACUUUGAACCCGGAAACCAACUUACUAAGGGAGGAUGUUGUUCUGUUGAACAAAUGGAAUUCCAAUUAUCGUCGCGGCGACAUUGUUACUGUGCUCUCCCCAUUGAAUCCCAAACUUACAAUGGUAAAGAGAAUUGUUGCAAUUGAAAAUGACAUUGUUUGUACACGUAAACCACAUACUAAAAAGACGACAACUAUACCAAAAGGACAUGUCUGGAUUGAAGGAGACGAACAAUUUCACUCAGUUGACAGUAACAGCUUUGGACCUGUCCCCACUGGAUUAAUCACAGGAAAAGUUGUCUGGAUUUUGUAUCCAUUUAAGAGAUUCGGAUCAACUGAAAUUCAUGAUAUUAAGGAAGUUUCUUCCUCUAGAAUAAAAACUAGCAGCCAUGAUAAAUGACAUAUUCAAAUUUAAGAUGAGUUGAUGGAUUGUAUAAAACUGUGAUAUAUUGUUCUAAUAAAAUCCAGUCAAUUUCAUUUAUUAGAAAUCAAUUAACCGAUAAUUAUAAAACAAUGUCAAUAAAAUACUAAAAAUCCAGGAAAAAUCAACAAAAUAAUCCAAAAACUUAAAUCUUUCCUAAG
Messenger RNA from Schizosaccharomyces japonicus yFS275, 821 nucleotides. Its product is annotated as inner membrane peptidase complex catalytic subunit 2. The record is from RefSeq and is a predicted model, not a curated record. Gene Ontology annotation, cellular component: mitochondrial inner membrane; mitochondrial inner membrane peptidase complex; membrane. Gene Ontology annotation, biological process: protein maturation; proteolysis; protein localization to mitochondrion. NCBI's taxonomy places the organism in Eukaryota, Fungi, Ascomycota, Schizosaccharomycetes, Schizosaccharomycetales, Schizosaccharomycetaceae. Bases 97 to 639 code for a protein of 180 amino acids. Gene Ontology annotation, molecular function: serine-type peptidase activity; serine-type endopeptidase activity; endopeptidase activity. The transcript is spliced from 3 exons.